CCCCCCCCCCCCCUCCCCCCAACCAUAAAAUUAUUUUCGUUGCUACUUCAGAACUGUAAUUUUGCAGUGGGAGGAAUAGUGCCUCAUCAUUGUGCCGCAUCGUUGGUGUCAGUGGGGGGAGGAAUAGUGCCCCAUCGUUGGUGUCAGUGGGGGGAGGAAUAGUGCCCCAUCGUUGGUGUCAGUGGGGGGAGGAAUAGUGCCCCAUCGUUGGUGUCAGUGGGGGGAGGAAUAGUGCCCCAUCGUUGUUGUCAGUGGGGGGAGGAAUAGUGCCCCAUCGUUGGUGUCAGUGGGGGGAGGAAUAG
Messenger RNA from Staurois parvus, 302 nucleotides. Lineage: Eukaryota; Metazoa; Chordata; Amphibia; Anura; Ranidae. The record is from the annotation of a GenBank genome assembly.